Molecule: messenger RNA, 1278 nt
Organism: Grosmannia clavigera kw1407
Lineage: Eukaryota; Fungi; Ascomycota; Sordariomycetes; Ophiostomatales; Ophiostomataceae
Exons: 2
Coding region: 1-1278 (425 amino acids)
Source: RefSeq, a predicted model, not a curated record
AUGACAUCAACGGCACCAUCCAAGCGGUCGAUUGACAAGGAGGUCUCGUCCGUCUUCAAGAACCUUCGGUACGAGAAGAAAGCCACCAAGACGGCCUUGAUAGCGGUGGUGCGCUCAAAGAGCUAUGCAGAACUCGACAACCUCUGCAAGAAAGCCAGCUGGACUGGACUAAAGUUCUGGCGCAAGAAGACGCUCGUCUUUGUCGCGACCCCGGAGGAUCUGGCGGAUGCUAUCCGUCAGGUCGAGCACAAUGGUCUGUCCAAGGACCUGACCAUUGUUGUCAGCGGUGCCAUUCCGGACCUGUCGCUGCACGUCGGCAGCGACGUUCGCGCGCUCAAGGUGAUCCGCUGCGAGUUUGAGCACACCGACUGCCACGAGCGCCUAUUUAUGGACGGCGCUUCGACGCUGGCUGAAACGCGUCUGGACGAGUGGGGCAUGGGAGACCGCGCGACCUUUGAGCAGCACGCCGUCCUCCUCGGCCGCAACAUCCUCAUCAAGACGAACAUGAACAACAUGAGCGCCGUGAGCAAGCGCAACCAGAGUCAGACCCAAGCGGCCGCAGCUGGCGGAGAAGCAUCCACCAAGGCUACCAGCAAAGGCCUCAACAAAGCGCCUAGCAGAUCGUCUAGCAAGGCGCCAAGUCGAUCGCCGAGCAAACCGCCCAGUCGAUCGCCCAGCAAAUCACCGGGCCACACAUCCAGCCAUUCGUCCAGCCAUGGGUCCGGCCAUGCAUCCGGCCAUGCACUCGGUCGUACACCCAGCCAUGGACCCAGCAGUGGACCUAGCAAUGCACUCGUCAAGGCAUCCAGCAAGGACUCCACCCAGACGGUCAGCGAGGAGCAGAUGAGGAGGUACAUCCAGGUGGCGGAGCAGUAUGCACAGAACCUCACAACCUGGGAGGAGUGCAGAGACGUGGUGUCGACGCUGGUGGAUCGCGUCGUGGGCCAGGACAAGGUCCUCGUCGGCCUGAAGGGCAUCGCAGGUGGCGUGGCCUUUCAGCUGCAGACUCCCCUCUGGAGCGCCAAGAUGGCCGCCCUCGGGCUCAAGACGUCGUCGCUCGUCUCGCUCGGCGGCUCUGUCGUCAUUCUUGGCACUGCUGCUGCUGUGGCAGUCUACUUCUUCCCAUGGAGCGACUUCUGGGACAGCCUGAGGACGCUCAUGUCGAUAUUUUGGAAGUGGGCGGGCGACAUGUGGGACAAGUUCUGCAGCAACGUGCGCGCUGCCUUGGAGAACGAGCUGCGGAAUGGCCCGUCGCUCCUUUCCAAACGAGUGGCCUGA